AACCAAAAAAAUGACAACGUAAAUAUCGAUUCCAGUAAAUUCGUGCUGGUUUUUUUAAGCGUUUGUUUAUUCUAGUGUGAUUAUCAUUUUAUUAAUAUCGUGGUGAGAUUUGAAAGUAUCGAAGAUGUCAGUAGCUUACGUGCCUCCUUCGAAAGGGAGACCUGCUCCAUCACCGGCACAAAUACAAAAGAUGCUGGAUGAAAAUACGCAACUAAUUCAAGCAAUCUUGGAUUAUCAGAAUAAAGGGAAACCUGUGGAAUGUCACCAAUAUCAGCAAAUUCUUCAUAGAAAUUUGGUGUAUUUGGCUUCUAUUGCAGAUGCUGUUCCUGGUAUUUUGCCUCCUCCUACACCUCAGCCCCAUAUGCAACAUGGGCCUCCAACUCAACAAAUGCCAAAUGCAGAACCUCCUUUCCAAGGUCAUCAAAAUCAACCUUCAGGAGGCAACAUGAAUCAAAAUCCGACAAUGGGUUCUACUCAAGGAGUUAAUGCUAAUCAGCCUCAUGGCCCAGUAUCUGGUGGAAUGCAAAACUUCAGCUCAGGCCCUCAACCACCUGUUGGACAACAACAUCAACAGAUGGCUGCUGGUGGUCCUACACCUGGUGGAAAUCAACCACAUGGUCCUCCAUCAACUGUUCCUUCGAACUUCAACCCUUCUCCUCCGAAUCAAAGUGGACCACAUGCUCAUCAGCCCAUGCCUAAUAAUCAGAAUCCUAAUCAACCUCAUGGACCCGGAUCUAAUUUUAAUUCUGCUUCUCAACCCCCUAAUGCACAAUCUCAUCCAAAUAUGCCGCAAGGUCAGAAUGUUGUUGGAAAUCAGAGCCAUGGACCAGGUGGACCUCAGAGUUUCAGCGCUGUAUCACAACAACCUCCUGUGGGACAUUCUCCUGGACCACAGCAGCAGUAUCAACCACAGCAGCCAUAUCCAUCCAGUCAACCUCCUCCACAGCAACAGCAGCAGCAACAACCUCCUCCUCAUACUCAAUACAAUAGCAGUCCUUCUCCCCAAAAUACUUAUGUCCAACAACAGCAACAACAACAACAGCCCCCACCUCAGUCACAGCAGCAACAAAAUCAUCCUCCUUCCAACUAUAGCAAUCCAUCUCCCCAAAGCUAUCCAACUCCUUCAAGCCAAUCUCAGCAGGGGUAUGGCCCUAGCUCCUCUCCACACCCCCAGUCAGCUCAACAACCACCGCCACCAUCUCAGCAACAGCAGCAGCAACAACAACAACAACAGCAGCCACAAUCUCAGCAGCAACCUCCACAACAGCCACCACAAACUCCUCAGCAGCAGCAGCAGCCACAACAACAGCCACCAUCACAUCAACAACCUCCAAACCAGCAACCUAAUCCUAAUUCAAACUAUCCAGGUCCUGGUGGUAGUCAGCCUCAGCCUCAAGGAAGUUUCAAUGUUCCGCCAACAUCAACCGCUUCACAACCACAGCCCUAUACUUCUCAGUCAUCACAUACAUACAACCAAAACCAACAAUAUGGGCAGCAGCAGCAACCAUCUUCCAAUGCUACUCAGUGGUAUAACAGCCAGAACAACCAACCAUAUGCCCCAACCACUUCUUCACAGCCUGGAUAUCCUUCAGGUGGCCCCAUAUCCCAAAAUUAUAUGGGCCAUUCUCAAAAUUUCCAACCACCUUCAGGAAAUUCUUACAAUUCUCCACCAUCUACAACUCAAUCCAAUUAUGGCCCUCCUCCUCAACAGCAAUCUAAUUACAUGCAUCCCUCUGCUGGUUCUAAUUCUACCCCUCCACCAUCUUCCACACCCCAAAGCAGGUUUCCAGCUAAUUAUGGCCAGGGCAGUUAUGCUCACUAUAGGCCUACUUCACAGCCAUCUUCGAUGUCUCAUCCUAAUAUGAAUAAUCAGAUGGGGCCACCAGCUGGGCAUAGGCAAGCUGGGCCAAAUGCUAAUUCUCAAGCAUACAACUAUGAGCAGAAUCCAGCCUACUCUCAGUAUCAGUCGCAGUAAUGCAGUAGUGGCGUUGUGUGAAAAUAUGAGAUGAUUUUAGCUUGAUAAGAAAGCACAUUUGUUUUAUCCUCCCCCCCCCCUUUUUUUACUUGGAGGUUUUGUUGUUGUUAUUUUAAUAUAAUUAAAAAUGUGAUUUUUACUUCCAAGAAGAAUAAGUGAUCUUUUGCUAAUUAUACAUAUAAUUUAAAUUUGGUUUUAUCCUUAUGGUCAUUUUAGUUUAUCUAUUUUUAGAUUUCAUUCUUGAAGUUAAUUUUUUAGGAAUUUCUUAUAGUGAUUUUAGAUUAAGUUAAUGUUGUCUUUCAUUGGAUAAUCAUACCAUUAAUUAAUUAUGUGUAUUCAUAUAUUAUUUAGUCUGAUUGCAUUAUUAAUAUAUCCUGUUUAUUAUUCGUAUUUUACUGUUUUUCAUGUGCAGAAAUUUGGUUUUUGUUGAUAAUGAUAAACUGGAAGUCACAGUGAAAAACAUAAGUGAUUGCAUUUAUGGCAAAUGCAGUUCUGUUUGUGUAUUUUCUUUUCAGCACAUGGCUAAUAUAAAAAUAUUAUAAAAUUUAACAAUUUCUAUCUAAUUUAAAAAUAUUUUUAAAAUGUCUGUUUAAAUUUAUAAUAUUUUUUUUAAAAAUAUAGAUUUGUUUCAUUUUAAUGAUGCUUUUAACUAAAUUCUCUUUGAAUAUAUAAUUUAUUUUUAAAUACUGUCAAAUUCAAAACUAUAUAACAGAACAAAGACUUGCCAAUGCUAUUAGUUUGAGUCAUCAGAUACUGUUUUUUUAAACUUCUACAAAACCUGUAUAAUUUUUAUUCUCAAGAUAGACAAACAGAAAAAUUGGAGAGUAAGUUUGCAUACCUUAUUAGAUUGUGAUUUUAUAAAUUAUGACGUAUUGUUCUGUGGCAAAGCAUAAACAAAAAACAUAAGAUUAAUUUGUAUAGAAAAUUAUAAUUCUUAAUUGAUGCUUCAGUUGAUUAUUUAAAUAUUUCUAGUGUUCAUUUACUGUAAUCAAUUUUAUUCUUUCUACAUGCUUCUCAUAUUUAAAAUAUGGUGCAAAUAUUUUCUUACAAGUUUUGUUUUUAAAGUAAUAUAAUUAUGUGUAUAAAAAUUGUUACAGAAAUAAUAUUAUUUAUUUCAAAAAUGAACUAAUUGAUAAAGUUAUUUAAAGGUAAAUCAUAAAUAAUUAAAACUUAAUAAGUGGGUUUUAUGUGGCACAACUGAAUUUGGGUUACUCGGGAUGUUUUCAAAAUGUGCACCAUAAAUCAGGCGUUUAUCAAAGUUUUAGAGAUUUCUAUUUAAAAGCUUCUGAUAUCGUAACAUUUCAAACAAAAAAUAAAAAGUGUUGUAAGCCCAAAAUUGGGAAAGAAGAAACGAAGCAAAAAUGCAUUGAACUAAAUGAAAAUUUAGUUUAAAGCAGUUGUUUGUAAUAACUUUUAUGACAUAUUUUAUUUGGAAUGAUUUUCUUAAUCUUUCUUAUUUAAAAUUGCUAAAUUUUGCUAUGAAAAUAACAUGAAAAUUUUCACAAUUUCAUUUAAGGUCAUAAUCUUUGAUAUAGAAAUUUGUUGGCUACCAAAAAUAAUGCAUUUGAAGUCAAAUAAUUGUGAUUGUUUUGUGCCACACAUUAUAUAAUUAAUUCAAAGUCUCUUUGAAGUUAAAUAGAGCCAUAUUCAAAGUCUUGAAUGUGGGCUCAAAUAUGAUAAUAUAUGUUUAAAAUCUGAAAUUUGUAACUUUUGCAGCAUAAUUUUUGGUUGUGCUUGUGUAAUUAUUAUUUCCAUGUUUGAUAACUGUUUACUGUGUAAAUUUUCAUGUCCUGCCAUUACUUUUUUUUUAAAUAAAUAUUUCCUUUAGUUAAAUUAAUCUUAAAUUUAGUGUAAUCAUAUUUAAUCUAUAGGUAUUGUAUAUAUAUUGAAGGGUGCUUAAUAUUUCUACGGUUUUUCCAGUGUAUGGCUCAUUUAUAUGGUACUCUCUUUGUUCCUGCUAUGUAACUGAUGCUAUAAUCCUUUGAUACCAUUUACUAGACAGCACCUGAUCCUGUGUGUAAAUGUAUAUCAUGAAAUGCCUCUUUUCUAUUAGAAAUGGGGCAGUCAAUAUAUAUAUAUAACAGGUACAGCAACCUGUUGUGCAAAAAAAAAAAUGAAUAUUUUGAAUUAGAGGUUAUUAGAUUUGGCUCCGUAUUGGCAUGAAAUAUAACUUUUCUUUUAGAAAUAAAACAGCUAUAAUAGUGGAAAUGUUGAUAAAAAAUUGAAGAUUUUGAACAAUAAUGUUUGCUAGAUUUCUCAUGAAAUGCCAAUUUUCUGUUAAAAAUGAAGCAUCCAAAGCUUGCGAUAAAUAUAAUUACAUUGUAUGGAAAAGUUUGCAAAAAACUACAUCCUUCAAAACCUUGAGUUGCUAAAUUUAGCACAAUUUUAAUAUUGCAAACUAAUGGGAAAAGACUUACAUUUCAUUUACACAUUUUUAUGAUGCUAUUUGAAUCUUUAUUGCAUCUUCAAUGCUAGAUUGAAAUUCUUUUCAUGUUAUAAUAAGGACUGGUUUAUGGAGAAAACACAACUAUGAUUCAUGGUGAUAAUUUGUUUAUAUUUAAAUAAGCUUUUUUUUUUUAAUUAUUUAAUAAGAUUAAUGUGCUUAUUGGCUUUUUUUCUAGCAUUUUAAACAGUUAAAAAAAAUCCCAUUUAGGAAUUGUUGAUUUAUCAUUCUCAAAGUAAAAAAAAUCAUUAAAUUCAUUGCAUAAAAUUUGCAUUUCAUUUUUGAUUUGGAGCUGGUAUUUCCUUAUAUUCUUGUUUCUCCAGUAGAUGAUUAGAACAGGGUUUCCCAGUCUGUGAUACAUGUGUCAAUAAUAGUUCAUUAUACUUUUUUUAUUGAAAAAAAAAAAAAGAUGUAAAUGAAUGUAAAAUAAUGUCUCUUUUAACAUUUUAUUUUAUUCUGAUACAAUUUUUCAUUCUGGAGCUCGCGGUGGUGACCAUACUGGACAUAUGAUAGUUACAACUCUGGGGUUAAUACUGAGACACUAAAAUAAAUAAGGAAUAUUUCCAAGAAUUUAUCGUAGACUAAUAGUAGCAUCAUAUGGCUAUUAAUUUAAGUAAAAAUUUCACUUAUGAAAGAAUUUGAAUAUUGUAAAUUUAAAAUAUAUUUUUCUUUCAUUAUAAUCACUCUAUUUGGUCUGUAGUUUUAAACAAAAAGAAAUCUUUUUAUGAUGAUACAUAUAUUCAAAAUGUAUCAUCAUGGAACUUAUUUAACUGCAAAAUAUUCUUCUUAAUGUGGUGUGAAAACCUCUGGUUUAAAAUAUUUUCAUUUCAGAAAUGGCCACAAAAAUAAAUUUUCAUCCUUAAAAGUUUUUCUGAAUAAGGCCAUCAAUUUUUAAUCAGGUUAUCAACACAUUUAAAAUGUAUCUAGUGAUAGUGUUACUUAUUUGAUGAAAGUUUCUGUUUCCCCCUCCCAUUUGUGAAAUUAUGUGUAUAGUGUAAACGAAGUUGUGGGCUUUGUAGCCCUAAUUUGCUCAUAUUUUUCUACUGAAAAUGAAUGUUUAUAUAUGUUAUCUUGAUGUUCUUGCAUAGUGUCAACUUAUUUGUUUUUUAAUAAUUCUCAAUGCACCAAAUUAAAUUGGUGAAAUCUAAUUCAUGUUACUUCCUCCCUCCAAACAGCAAUUGUCUGAAACAUCAUUUUUUUUUUUUUCUUUAUUGCCCGAAGUUGCAAAUUGAGUUUUCUUAAUAUUUUAAAAAUUGAAUUGAAUUUUAAAUUUUUUUAUUUAGUUUGAAAUGUACAGAACCUUAUAAAACCAAACUCGUGAAUUUAGCAUUGAGCAUUAAGCUUAUAAUUAAUCAUACCGGUGGUAAAUUACAUUUACAGUGCAAAUUGCAAAAUAUAAUUGAAAGAUGGCUAUUUCUUUCUUUAUUGUUUUCUGCUAUUUGGGAGUAAAGAUACUUAUUUCCAUUGAUUAUAUUGUUUUAAUUUUUCCUAAAAUUUUUAAUGCUUCAGUUUCCUAAUUUUAAUUUUUUCUAUUUAAAUAAAUUUUAGAUAUUUUUAUCAAUUAUAUAAAACAAUAUAAUGUUGAAAACAAUAAAACAAAAUCUCCAUUGCCAAUCUAAUUUGCCAUUUUCAUUUAAAAUCAGCUUUAACACAUGUAUGCUGACAUAUUUAAUAUUUUUGUGGCUAUGUUUAUGAUCUCUCUCUCUCUCUCUUUUUUCUUAAUGAACUGGUCAAUUUACUUUUGCAUUUUAGCACAUUUUUAUGGCAUCAUUUUAAUUAUUUAUUUUAGGUUAGUUUUAUGAAAUUGCAUGUUUUUAUUUGUUAUGACAUCUGACAGAACUAAUCACUAAAACCGGUUUGAAAUAAUGAUCCACCGUUCGAAACAAAAAAGAAAUACCAAAAGAAAAUAACUUCUAACUGUACCAUAAGGUAAGAACAGAAUGGCGUGCAACAUAGAAGUCUAAUAACAUUGUUAUUUAUUGGGAAAUUCCUCACCUAUCAUCUUUUACUAAGCCCAUUACUAUAUUUAGUAGAAUUCUCAUAAACACUUCAUUCUGUUCAAGAUAAAAUGCAUGAUUGCAUAAUAAAAUUUCAGACCUCAGCUCAUCAAUCUUUGCUACAAUACAAUAUAAAUUUUUGAAAUUUAUGAUCCCAUAAUGAUUUAUUUUUCAUUCACACACAUGAAAAAAAAAAUAGUUGUAUGAGUCACUAAACACCAAAACAGUAUAACAAAUGCUGCUGGGCAAUUAUAUAUAUGUAUAUAUAUACAGUUUUUACCAACUAUGAUUUCGAUCUUUUCUUAAAUUAGAGAAAGAGGCAAAUAAGGCAAUGAAAGUUUGGAAGGAGGGAGUAUUAAUUGUUAUGAAUGAGCAAUAUAAAAAAUUGGCAUAAACAUUUGUUAGAUUCAAAAAUUGAUAAAUCUCAUCUAAUGUUCUGUAUUUAUGAUUACAUGUUAACGUUCAUUUAUGCAAAAAAAUUUCAAGAGUAAUUUUCGUCUACAGAUUUUGAUAUCAAUGGCUAAAAAGUUCAGUGAUAUCUUAAACUGUUUCUUUGUUGUUUUUUUUAUUGCUACUUAGAUCAAUAUAAUUCUUUACACGGCACAUCUAAUUUCAAUUGUCCUUAGCAUUCCAAUUUAAUAAUCAUUAUUAUUUUUAAAUAGAAGAAAAUAUAGAUAUCUACAGGUGUCAAUGUCUCUUUUCUUGGAACAGUGGUUUUCAAAUAUUUGGUGAGAUUGAUUAAUUUAGAAUAUGUGCUUGACUGAUUGUGAUUUUUUUUUUUUUAAUCCUGCAAAUUUAUCAAAAAAUUAAUGAGAAUUGUCUCAUGGAAUUGUUUUACUUUGACUACAGUUUAAUUGAGCACAUUUAAAGAAAGUUCUAUUUUGCUCUUAGUAAAGCAAUUUUUAAUUCCGAUUUAUUAGUAAAAACCAAUCAUCAUUUGUAAUACAAAAUGUAAUAUAAAAGAAAAGAAGUUCAAUUUUGUUGAAUACUUAAUGUUGAUAUUAAAUUACCAGGAUUUUGCAUCUAAGCUUAAAAAUAUGAGUAGUAUUUGAUGUAUUUGUACAAUCCUAAAGUUUCUUGAAAAUUUUACCACAUAUUAAUUAAUGUGUCCCCUUUAUUUGAAAACCACUGAUAAAUAUUUUGCAUCAUCUUUAAUUCUUGUCGUUCUUGAAAUUUCUGUGUGUUGUAAAGUAGAUGUCUGUUUUUGCCUGCUUACUGGUCAAAACAACUUUCCUGAAAUCAUUCUGUCCCAUUAAUAAUGUCUAAAUAAGUGUAUUAUUUCAUUAACUUCAUCCUGAUUCUUCGUGUUUAAAAAUAUAUAUAUACAAAAUUUUGUGAAGUCUAAAAAAUGUAUCGUAUAAUUAAUUGUGUAAUUUGGUGAAUUUCUUGUUCUUUCAACUAUAGAUGUGUAAUUUUUAUUUCUUUUAUUCUUUGAUUUAUUAUGAAAUAGAAUUAAAGUCUUGGAUUUGCUUACAUUUUUGAUAUUAUUAUUCGAUUGAUACUUAUCUGAUAAAAAAUAGCAUUUUUUGGUGAAAUAUGUAUUAAAAAAUAUAAUGAUAUGUAUCUAAUUAUUCUCUUAUAGAAAUGUUUUCAACAUUUUUUUAUUAUUAUUAUUAAACUUAUAUCCAUUUGUAUUCUGU
This is a messenger RNA of Argiope bruennichi, 8055 nucleotides long. RefSeq names its product proline-rich protein 2-like. NCBI's taxonomy places the organism in Eukaryota, Metazoa, Arthropoda, Arachnida, Araneae, Araneidae. The coding region runs from base 125 to 1975 and encodes 616 amino acids. The transcript has 9 exons. The record is from RefSeq and is a predicted model, not a curated record.